AUGGAGUGCCUCGAUGCCUAUGUUCUGUCGCCCGGCCCACUGAUAGUUACUUUGUUGACUCUCGCUUUCCUGGUCAAUCAAGCAUGGCCGCUUUUUUCCCGGCAAAAGAAAAACUAUCAGCUGUCUGAUAGUAAAGUCAUAAAUGAUGACCACAACAACUUGACAGUGUCUAAGGAGCCGGAAGUCCCUGGGGGAUGGUGGUCUGGUCGUGAUGUCUUUGAGUUGGAACGGCGCGCUCUCUUCAGCAAAUCCUGGCUUUAUCUGGCUCACCGUACCCAGUUCAGCAAGCCUGGCGCGUACCAGUCUUUUGACAUCGCUGGUUUCCCCAUCUUUUUGAUCCGCGGCAAGGAUGAUAAGAUCCGCGCGUUCCAUAAUGUGUGCCGCCACCGUGCUUAUACCAUCACCAGAAAAGAGACAGGUACAUCUACCGUGCUUGGCUGCCGGUACCAUGGUUGGAGCUAUGAUACUACGGGCCGUCUAGUCAAGGCACCCCAGUUUGACAAUAUCCCUGAGUUUGAUAAGUCUGAGAACAGUCUUUUCGAAAUCCAUGCAUAUACUAGUAACCAUGGAUGGGUCUUCGUGAAUCUUGAUGCAGGAGAGCCCCCUCACUUCCCCAAAUCUACUAUCUUGGCUUUGGAUGAGUUUGUGCAAGCUUCUGGGCUUGGUUCGAAAUCGGAAUGGAUCACCGGACAGACACUAGCUGGAUCGUUCAAUUGGAAAUCGGGUAUGAGUGCUCGUUACUUUGCAGACGUGACAGCUCAGCUGGAGAAACUCGUAUCGGCCGAGACGUCGCCUUCAAUGGCAGCCAAGUUUAUCCAGAUGAUUACACCGAAGAAGAGCCAAGCAGAAUGCCCCUUAUUCCCCGGUACCUUCCUAUACUCGUUUGCAAAUGCAGGUCUCUGGCUAUCACUGUCUUUCCUGCCCGCAUCCGAAAUGACUACCCAGGUCCGCUAUGAUCUAAUCAGUUUGUGCCCAAUGAUUGAUGCAAAUAAGAAUGCCCUUACCACUGCCGUUGGCGGAUGCAUCCAGGAUUUCGUGCAGUACAUUGAGGCGGAUUUCCGGUAUAUUGCAGAAAGGCCAGCUGAGAGGUCUCCAAAUACACGCCACAUUUUGCAUCAGCUGCAAGAACACGCAAAACUGGAAAGGAAGAGCGGUGGUCAAAUCCUCCCAGCUAUGCGACAGCCCAAAGGGAGUGCCCUUUUCCAACAAGCCGAGCAGCUUUGCAAAGAUAUCGACUGUGUAGCUCCCGGCUCCGGCCCUGGACUUACCCCGGGUGGACUGGACUGGUAG
Molecule: messenger RNA, 1290 nt
Organism: Penicillium canariense
Lineage: Eukaryota; Fungi; Ascomycota; Eurotiomycetes; Eurotiales; Aspergillaceae
Product: putative iron-sulfur cluster-binding protein
Exons: 4
Coding region: 1-1290 (429 amino acids)
Molecular function (GO): 2 iron, 2 sulfur cluster binding
Source: RefSeq, a predicted model, not a curated record